AUGGAUCGGCUAAUCUCCAUCUGGCUACAACUAGAGCUCUGUGCUAUGGCCAUCCUCCUCACUAAAGGUGAAAUUAGAUGCUACUGUGACGCCCCGCACUGUGUUGCAACUGGAUACAUGUGCAAGUCGGAAUUAAAUGCCUGCUUUUCCAGGUUGCUUGACCCGCAGAACAUCAAUUCACCGAUCACACAUGGCUGCUUGGACUCUAUAGCAAACGCAGCAGACGUGUGCAAAGCCAAAAGCUCGGAGAACCAGAGUGGGGCAUCUAUACCCAAGCUGGAGUGCUGUCAUGAAGAUAUGUGCAAUUACAGAGGCCUGCACGAUGUACUUUCUCAUCCCAAGAGUGAAACAUCAGGUGCUGGUGGCAGGUACCAACAUGAAAGCACAAGAAAUCUUAUCACAAAGGUCCAGGAGCUUAAUUCCUCCAAGGAACUGUGGUUCAGAGCAGCGGUUAUCGCUGUCCCUAUAGCUGGUGGACUAAUAUUGGUGCUUCUUAUAAUGCUUGCACUCCGUAUGCUCCGUAGCGAGAACAAGCGACUACAAGAUCAGAGGCAGCAGAUGCUGUCCAGACUACACUACAGUUUUCAUGGGCACCACUCGAAGAAAGGACAAGUAGCUAAGUUAGACUUGGAGUGCAUGGUGCCUGUAACCGGGCACGAAAACUGUUGCUUGACCUGUGAUAAAAUGAGGCAUACAGACCUCAGCAAUGACAAAAUAAUUUCCCUGGUUCACUGGGGGAUGUACAGUGGACAUGGCAAGUUGGAAUUUGUAUGA
This is a messenger RNA of Staurois parvus, 774 nucleotides long. The record is from the annotation of a GenBank genome assembly. Lineage: Eukaryota; Metazoa; Chordata; Amphibia; Anura; Ranidae.